AUGUGGUAUUGGGUUGAGGAGCUGCUCGAUGUUAGGACUCCACCUCAGCCUAAGACGAAGAAGAAAGCUUUUGUGCUGAAGAUGUCUUGGUUUAGAGACAGAAUUGCACAUAUUCCGCAAGGUGUAGAUCCAGUUACUUUGAGAAAGUUGGCUAGAUGGGGACAUCAGAGUAAAGACCACCAUGAAGGUAGGAUUCUUCAUGGCGACACAAGGUCACAAUUCGACGAGAAGAGCGUGCACACUGUCACUGAGGAAGCCAAGAAAGUUGCGUUGAAUGGUGAAUUUUCUUUGCCAAAGGAAUUUUCACAUAAUGAAUUUACAACACCAGAAAUCAAUUCAUUUGGCCACUCUUUCAGGGAUUAUGAUGCUGAAAGUGAAAGGCAAAAAGAUAUAGAGGAAUUCUAUAGACUGCAACACAUCAACCAAACAUAUGACUUUGUGAAGAAAAUGAGAGAGCACUAUCAGAAAUUGGACAAGGCAGAAAUGAGCAUAUGGGAAUGUUGUGAGCUGCUCAAUCAAGUGGUGGAUGAGAGUGAUCCUGAUUUGGAUGAACCUCAAAUUCAACAUUUGUUACAAUCUGCUGAAGCCAUCAGAAAAGAUUAUCCCAAUGAAGAUUGGUUGCAUCUGACUGCUCUCAUCCAUGAUCUUGGAAAGAUUCUUCUUCUUCCUCAAUUUGGCGAGCUUCCUCAAUGGGCUGUUGCUGGAGAUACAUUCCCUGUUGGUUGUGCCUUUGAUGAAGCAAACAUUCACCACAAGUAUUUCAAGUACAACCCAGAUUUCAAAAAUCCUGCUUGUAGCACGAAAGAAGGGGUCUACACUAAAGGAUGUGGACUCAACAACGUUAUGAUGUCAUGGGGACAUGAUGAUUACAUGUAUUUGGUGACAAAUACAAUAACCCUUUAUAUGAUGUAUAAUAACCUUGUAGCCUUACACAAGGAAGGUGCAUACGCUCAUCUCAUGAAUGAUGAAGACCGUGAGAACUUGAAAUGGCUCCAUGUAUUCAACAAGUAUGAUUUGUAUAGCAAGAGUAAAGUCUUAGUUGAUGUAGAAAAGGUUAAGCCAUACUAUCAGUCUCUUAUUGAGAAGUAUUUUCCCGCAAAACUUAAAUGGUGA
Messenger RNA from Arachis duranensis, 1113 nucleotides. RefSeq names its product inositol oxygenase 4-like. Gene Ontology annotation, molecular function: inositol oxygenase activity; iron ion binding. Bases 1 to 1113 code for a protein of 370 amino acids. Gene Ontology annotation, biological process: inositol catabolic process. The transcript has 11 exons. Gene Ontology annotation, cellular component: cytoplasm. Lineage: Eukaryota; Viridiplantae; Streptophyta; Magnoliopsida; Fabales; Fabaceae. The record is from RefSeq and is a predicted model, not a curated record.